GGCUUCCUGAUUUUCGUGCUGCAUUGUGUGCGAAACACCCAGGUGAGAUGAAUUUUGAAAAACAUUUUAUCUUUUUUUUUAAUUUUUUGCAGUUUUUUCUUAAUUAUGUGCAGUUAAAAUUUUUCCGCUUUUCCACCCUCAGAUUCAAGAGCGAUUCAAACGAAAGCUGAACACUGUUUUUCCAUCUGUAUAUACUAAAGACUCCGCAAUGAAGGGCUCGCAAACUAAUCCAAGUGCUGUCGAAGAUAUAGGGGCGGCCGAAUUGCAGUCUUGCGAUGAAUUUGAACUGAAAUAA
Molecule: messenger RNA, 295 nt
Organism: Pocillopora meandrina
Lineage: Eukaryota; Metazoa; Cnidaria; Anthozoa; Scleractinia; Pocilloporidae
Source: the annotation of a GenBank genome assembly